Molecule: messenger RNA, 713 nt
Organism: Myxocyprinus asiaticus (Chinese sucker)
Lineage: Eukaryota; Metazoa; Chordata; Actinopteri; Cypriniformes; Catostomidae
Product: transcription termination factor 1, mitochondrial-like
Exons: 2
Coding region: 104-694 (196 amino acids)
Biological process (GO): termination of mitochondrial transcription; regulation of DNA-templated transcription
Cellular component (GO): mitochondrial matrix
Molecular function (GO): double-stranded DNA binding
Source: RefSeq, a predicted model, not a curated record
CGCCAGAAGAAACAGGAAUAAAGUAUACAUGUUUAUGCUACGUCAUAAUAAAUAAUGAUGUUCUAAUUAUUUCUAGUGAAGAAAUUUGAGAGUGAACAGAAUCAUGGCACAGAGGCAGAUCCUGUCCCUGCUGUGGCCCGUGAGGAGAUGUGGACUAUGGCCGGUGAUGUCCCGCUCUCACUGUCAGAACAUCAUCACGAUCUCUCGGUUCUGCAGCUCCAGACAGAUGAACCCUGAACCUCCUCCAGUUCACCCAGAGAACGAGUCUCUUCUGGAGAAUCUCUCCAGCAUGGGCUUGGACCUUAACAUGGCCCGCCGCCGACAGCCAGGCGUUCUCCGUAAACUCCUCACCAACGAACAAGGUGUCGCCUACUUCCUGAAGAGCAAAGGUGCCGACCAGGAGACCAUCGCCAGCAUCAUCUCUCGUUUCCUGCGAUCCAUCACCCGCUCCUGUCAGCACCUGGAGGAAUGCUGGCAGCUGUGGAGGAACAUUUUCAAGAGCAACAACGAGGUGGUCGGAAUCUUGUCGCGCUCGCGCUCGCCCGAGUCCUUCUUCCGUUCUAGCGACAACGAAAACCUGGAGAAGAACAUCGCUUUCUUGAGAUCUUUGGGAAUCACUCCUAAAGAUCUACACCGGCUGCUCACAACAGCACCACGGACGUUCUCCAACAGCGUGGAGCUCAACAGGAUAUAAAUAUUUGUUACUUUGUUUA